AUGGAAGCAAGACAACCUAGGCCAUUCAGUGACUUUCAAAAGCAUCGCCAGGAGUUCAUACCAGUGUUUCCUGAUUCAUUAGACAUCAACAGCAAGAUUUCUGUUAAGAAAGAAGAUUUUGGUGUUAAAGAAGAGAUUAAGCCGCUGUUUAAGACUUUACUUGGCGAAGCAGGCAUGCCUUAUGUAGAACUAAAGGUUGAUGAGGGAAAUGGUCAAACCUUGAAAGCUGCAGAACCCCUUAAGAUUGGCUGUGUUCUCUCAGGGGGCCAAGCCCCUGGAGGACAUAAUGUUAUCUCAGGCCUCUAUGACAUGAUCAAGGAUAUCCAUCCAGAAUCACAACUUUUCGGAUUCCUUAAGGGGCCUCAUGGAAUUUUCACUGGAAAUUAUGUUAAAAUCCAAGAUGACUUUAUGAAUGAGUAUCGAAACAUGGGAGGGUUCGAUAUGAUCAGAUCAGGAAGAGAUAAGAUCGAAUCUCCUGAACAGUUUGCUAGCUCUCUCAAGUAUUGCAACGAGUUAGAUCUCAACGGACUUAUUGUGAUUGGUGGAGAUGACUCCAACACCAAUGCAUGUCUCCUUGCUGAAUACUUCAACGCCCAUGAAAGUAAAUGCAAAGUUAUCGGAGCACCCAAGACAAUAGAUGGUGAUUUGAAGAAUGAAUAUUGCGAAGUUUCAUUCGGGUUCGACACCGCUACCAAGACCUACUCUGAACAGAUUGGCAACAUUAUUGUUGAUACUAGAUCUACUAAGAAAUACUACCACUUUAUCAGACUCAUGGGAAGGUCGGCAUCUCAUAUUGCUCUUGAGUGUUACCUUCAAACAAGAGCUGACCUUGUACUCAUUGGAGAAAAAAUCUUUGAGAAAAACAGGACUCUUAAAGAAGUUACCAACGAAAUUGUAGACGUAAUCGUCAAGAGACAUGAACUUGGAAAGAACUAUGGUGUUUUCCUGAUCCCAGAAGGCAUAAUUGAAUUCUUCCCAGAGAUGGUGCCUUUGAUAUCACAAAUCAACGACUUCUUUGGAGAAAGAACAGAUAUAGAAAAUCCGAGAGCUUAUGUUCUGGAACAUUUGACUGCUGAAAAUAAGGCAUUAUUUGAGUUCCUCCCUCGAGAAAUCGCUGACCAACUUUUGUUAGAUAGAGAUCCUCAUGGAAACGUCCAAGUUGCAAAAAUAGAGACUGAGAUCCUCAUGAUCUUGCUCUGUCAGAAGGAGCUUGAGGAAAGGAAUGCUAAAGGAGAGUAUAAUGGUAAAUUUCACCCUCAAAGUCACUAUUUCGGAUACGAAGGAAGAUGUGCCAUUCCUAGUAAUUUUGAUACCCAAUAUUGAUACGCCAUUGGAAGAACUGCUGCAUCUUUGGUGUCGCUAAAAUAUUCUGGUUACAUGGCUAUCAAUAAAAAUUUGCAAGAUUCAAACCCUAAAAACUGGAUUUCAGCUGGAUGCCCAUUACCAACAAUGAUGGGAAUGGAAAGAAGGAAAGGAAAAGACAAGCCUGUCAUCACCAAAUAUGUUGUGGAACUUGACGGGGCCAUGUACAAAGCCUAUCUCCAAUUCAAAGAUAGAUGGAGUCUUUAUGACUGCAAUGUUUCACCAGGACCAAUCCAACUACAUGACCCUUCAUCGAUAGACGUGCCCUUCCUUGUCAGAGCUCCAGAUCUGGAUUUGCUAGAGAAAGAGACUGAGGAAAGGAUUAAACUUGAGAAAAGCCUAGAUGACCAUCAGCAAUAUUUCAUGACGGGAGAAAUGAAUCUUUCUCUUGAUGCUAAAAAGAUGCUCUCAUACAAAGCUGGGAUCCCAUCUUUCCUUGAAAAAGGAGACUAUGGUUGCUUCGCAGUCAGAAAGGCCAGACCUAAAAAUAUCGACAUCGAAGAAACUCUUCAUGAGCAGUACCCUUAUCUUGGGAAUGAUGACUACUCAACCCAUUUUGUAGAAAUAAUUGACAGGAAAGAUACAAAGGUAACUCACAUGGAAACAGAGGAUCAGAGCGUGCAUAAUCUGAACGAAGAAUUUUCAGCCAAUCAGAAAUCUCAUUUAAAAAUUGGUAUUGUCAUAUGUGGAAGACAAGCACCAGGAAUGCACAAUGUUAUAGAUGGUCUCCUUAGAUUCUCUAAAAAUCACGGAGAUAUAGAACUUAUUGGCUUCACUAAUGGAACUGUUGGCUUCUUCAAAGGAGAUCAUAUCAUUAUUACUGAAGAAAAUUUUGCUCUUUAUAGAAACCAAGGAGGAUGCGAGUAUCUUGGAAGAUCUGUUGACCAAAUCAGAACUAAAGAGCACCAGGAAGCUGCUAUUGAUAUCUGCACUAAGUUCAACCUUAAUGGUCUUGUUCUAGUCGGAGCUAGCCACACUCUUUCUGAUGCAGCUCACUUGACUGAUCUAUUUCUUGAGAAAAAUAUCCAGACAAGAGUCAUUGGAGUCCCAUCAACCAUUUUCGGGAACAUUUCUGGAAAAUAUAUAGAAUCAACUGUUGGAUUUGACACUGCUUCAAAGCUUUACUCUCAGCUUAUUGGGAACAUUAUGACUGACGCAGCUUCAGCUGUGAAGUAUUGGUAUCUAAUGAGGCUCAUGGGAGGCGACCCAUCCCACUUAGCCCUUGAAAGUGCUCUUCAGACUGGCCCAAAUGCGGUCUUAAUUUCUGAAGAAAGUGCUAGAGAUCAAGAAACAUUGCCUACAAUUGUUAAUAGACUGUGUGAUUUAAUUCAGAAAUAGACAUGAAGAAGGCAAGGAUUUCGGAACUAUCUUGAUACCAGACGGCUUGCUUGCUCAUCUCUCUCACUAUUCAUCAAUUAUCGAAGAGCUUAACGAAGCUUUUGGCAAGUGUGAAACUCAUGAAGAGCUAGAUACUCUUGAAGAAAGGCUUCUAAAUUCAGAAGAUACAGGAGAAAUUUUGACACCAUGGAGUACAUCUGUUUUCAACAUUCUUCCAGACUUCACUAAGAAGCAGUUGUUUAUCACAAGAAAGAUUACAGGGAAGUUUGACCUUGCUCAGCUUCAGACUGAGAAACUUAUUAGUCAUCUCAUCGCAGAAGAACUCAAGAAAAGGAAGAAAGAAACUGGUGUGAAGAUUCCAUUUAGUCCAGUUACUCAUUUCUUUGGAUAUCAAGGGCGAGGAUCUCUCCCAAGUCUCUUCGACUGCUCUCUAGCUUCGACAUAUGGGUAUACUGCAGGUUCCUUGAUUGAACAUGGACUAACUGGUAUUUGUGUGACAGCGAGAGGGCUCAUGUCUGACCCUGCUGAUUGGAAAGUUGGAGGAGUCCCAUUCAUCUCCCUCAUGGACAAAAAGUCUAAAUCUAGCAUUUAUGGAAGAGAUAAAGUCUACAUUAAGUCUGAAGAAGUGGACCUGAAUGCUUUUGUUUACCAAAAAGCGAAAGUAAACUCUAAGCAAUGGGAGAUGAAUGACAACUUCAUCAAUCCAGGACCAAUUCAGCUCUUCGGAGAGGGAAAAGACAGAGUUAAUAUGAAAACCCACCUACAAGCUGAUAAGUACUCCAAGCAGGUCAGUACCAUUAAAGACCUAUGUAACCUCAUCCAAAGAAGAUGUACUUUUGCAGAUGAUGCUGGUAUACUCAAAGCGGCUAUAGCCAGUCUGCAAGGGGUCGAUCAAACUCUCUAAGUCGCCAUAAGAUUCCUUCAAUAAUCUA
This is a messenger RNA of Moneuplotes crassus, 3632 nucleotides long. The record is from the annotation of a GenBank genome assembly. NCBI's taxonomy places the organism in Eukaryota, Ciliophora, Spirotrichea, Euplotida, Euplotidae.